CACCGGCACUACUCCCAUAGCAUCAAAACGGCGACAUUUUGUUCUUUCGCGAAACCCUCGGCCUAGCCGUCUCUCUUCUUCACCGCCUGGUAAAUCCCAUAACAAACAGUUAACACGUUUAACAGCAAACGCUCAUGGCCUCCCAGUCACGAAAAGGCGGAGUGUCACUGCCGGCAAGGCGAGGCUCAAAGCCGAAAUCAGAGCCCACUAUCCUUGCCAAGCUCACUAACUCUGAAAUCGUGUCUAAAGGCAAGCGAGCUACAUGCGACGCUGUUUUCGUUACUAAGAAGCUCCUACGCAGCACCGGCAAGGCUGCGUGGAUCGCCGGUACCACCUUCUUAAUCCUGGUGGUGCCUCUUAUCGUUGAGAUGGACCGCGAGCAGCAGUUGAACGAGCUCGAGAUCCAGCAGCAAAGCCUCCUCGGAGCCCCGCCUGUUGGGGCACCCCAAAAGUGAAUGAAAAAUGGAUCGAGUCAGAAGUCAAUUUUCAAAAUGAUCAUUGUAUGAAAUUAAAGCUUCAAUUUAUCUUGUCAUCAUAUCAAGAAGUAUUGAAGUAGAAGGUUUGUUAUUCCUAGGUAUGGCUUUCAUUUCUCAAACUACGAUUACAUUGUGUGUGGAUAUAAAGUUGUUUGAAAUGAUGUAUUUGAAUUAAAUACGUAGUUUUUGAUAUUCAUAAUGUAUAGAUUGUAUUUGGUUUAGUACAUUUGUUAAAUGUAAACCAAAUUCGUGUAUGUAUAUUAUUACUUGAUUGUGAACUGUGAACUUGAAAUAUCCACCAUAAAGAUGUUUCAAAUACACUAAAAAAAUUUAUUUA
Molecule: messenger RNA, 813 nt
Organism: Hevea brasiliensis (rubber tree)
Lineage: Eukaryota; Viridiplantae; Streptophyta; Magnoliopsida; Malpighiales; Euphorbiaceae
Product: mitochondrial import receptor subunit TOM9-2
Exons: 2
Coding region: 135-455 (106 amino acids)
Biological process (GO): intracellular protein transport
Cellular component (GO): mitochondrial outer membrane
Source: RefSeq, a predicted model, not a curated record